This is a messenger RNA of Protopterus annectens (West African lungfish), 4971 nucleotides long. Its product is annotated as myosin-4-like. Gene Ontology annotation, cellular component: myosin complex. Lineage: Eukaryota; Metazoa; Chordata; Ceratodontiformes; Protopteridae. Bases 1 to 4971 code for a protein of 1656 amino acids. The record is from RefSeq and is a predicted model, not a curated record. The transcript has 30 exons. Gene Ontology annotation, molecular function: ATP binding; protein binding; cytoskeletal motor activity.
AUGCAGUUGGUAGAAGGAAAGGAGAAUGAGAGAGAAGGAGGAGGUACAACGCAAAGAAACAUGCAAAAUGACAACGAGAGUGCAAUCGAUAUCCUUGGCUUCACAGCAGAGGAAAAGGCUAGCAUCUACAAACUGACAGGUGCAGUAAUGCAUUUUGGGAACCUGAAAUUUAAACAGAAGCCACGAGAAGAGCAAGCUGAACCAGAUGGGACAGAAGUGGCUGACAAAAUUGCUUACCUGAUGGGCCUAAACUCAGCUGAUUUACUCAAAGCCUUGUGCUAUCCAAGAGUGAAGGUUGGACAUGAAUUUGUAACCAAAGGCCAGACAGUGGAACAGGUCCACAACUCUGUUGGUGCCCUCGCUAAAUCUGUCUAUGAAAAAAUGUUCUUUUGGAUGGUUUAUCGCAUCAAUCAGCAGCUGGAUACUAAACAACAGAGGCAGUACUUUAUUGGUGUCCUGGAUAUUGCUGGAUUUGAAAUUUUUGAAUUUAACAGCUUUGAACAGCUCUGCAUCAACUUCACCAAUGAAAAGCUGCAACAGUUUUUCAACCACCACAUGUUUGUACUGGAGCAAGAAGAGUACAAGAAGGAAGGAAUCGAAUGGACAUUCAUUGACUUUGGCAUGGACCUGGCUGCGUGCAUCGAGCUGAUUGAAAAGCCUAUGGGAAUUUUCUCAAUCCUUGAAGAGGAAUGUAUGUUCCCCAAAGCUUCUGACCAGACCUUUAAGAAUAAACUCUAUGAUCAGCAUCUUGGAAAAUCCAGCAAUUUCCAGAAACCAAAGCCUGCUAAAGGAAAGAAGGAAGCUCAUUUCUCAUUGGUGCAUUACGCUGGUAUUGUGGAUUACAAUGUGUCUGGGUGGUUGGAUAAGAACAAAGACCCACUGAAUGAAACUGUUGUUGGCCUGUACCAGAAAUCAUCACUCAAACUGUUGGCUUUCCUUUAUGCUGCAUAUGCUGGUGCUGGUGGUGAAGGUGAUACAGGUGGCAAGAGAGGAAAGAAGAAGGGCGCCUCCUUUCAGACAGUGUCUGCACUGUUUAGGGAAAAUUUACACAAACUGAUGACAAACUUAAGAACUACUCACCCUCACUUUGUCCGCUGCAUUAUUCCUAAUGAAACAAAGACACCAGGAGAACUGGAUCAUCAUCUAGUCCUACAUCAGCUGAGAUGUAAUGGUGUGCUGGAGGGCAUCAGAAUUUGCAGGAAAGGAUUCCCAAGUCGAAUCUUAUAUGGUGACUUUAAACAGAGAUAUAGGGUAUUAAAUGCGAGUGCAAUCCCUGAAGGUCAGUUUAUUGACAGCAAGAAAGCAAGUGAAAAGCUACUGGGUUCCAUUGAUGUUGACCACACCCAGUACAAAUUUGGGCACACUAAGGUUUUCUUCAAAGCUGGACUUUUGGGUACUCUAGAAGAGAUGCGAGAUGAGAAACUAGCCAAACUUAUGACCCGUCUUCAGGCUCUUUGCAGAGGAUACCUGAUGAGAGUAGAAUUCAAGAAAAUGUUAGAAAGGAGGGAAGCUAUAUUUACUAUCCAGUAUAACUUCCGUUCAUUUAUGAAUGUGAAACAUUGGUCCUGGAUGAAACUUUACUUCAAAAUCAAGCCCUUGCUGAAGAGUGCAGAAUCUGAAAAGGAAAUGCAAAAUAUGAAAGAAGAAUUUGAAAGGAUAAAGGAAGAGCUUGCUAAGUCUGAGGCAAAACGAAAAGAACUUGAAGAAAAAAUGGUUGCACUUCAACAGGAAAAGAAUGAUCUUGCUUUGCAGGUUCAGGCGGAAGCAGACAAUCUUGCUGAUGCUGAAGAAAGAUGUGAAGGACUCAUCAAAAACAAAAUACAACUUGAAGCCAAAGUUAAAGAUGCAGUGGAGAGACUGGAAGAUGAAGAGGAAGCCAAUGCUGAACUGACAGCAAAGAAGAGGAAACUGGAAGAUGAGUGCUCCGAGCUAAAGAAAGAUAUUGAUGAUCUAGAACUUACUCUGGCAAAAGUGGAGAAAGAGAAGCAUGCCACUGAAAACAAGGUUAAAAACCUCACUGAAGAACUGACCGUUGUUGAGGAAAAUAUUGUCAAACUAACCAAGGAGAAGAAGGCCCUUCAGGAAGCACAUCAGCAAGCUCUGGAUGAUCUGCAAGCAGAAGAGGACAAAGUCAAUACUCUGACCAAGGCCAAAGCUAAACUGGAACAGCAAGUAGAUGAUCUUGAAGGGUCUUUGGAACAAGAAAAGAAGGUCCGUAUGGACCUAGAAAGGUCAAAGAGAAAGCUUGAAGGUGACCUUAAGUUGGCCCAAGAAACAGUAAUGGAUUUAGAAAAUGACAGGCAACAGCAGGAAGAAAAACUGAAGAAGAAAGAAUUUGAAAUCAGCCAGUUACUUAGUAAAAUAGAAGAUGAACAAGUACUUGGGGUUCAGCUGCAGAAGAAGAUUAAGGAGUUACAGGCACGUAUUGAGGAACUUGAGGAAGAAAUAGAAGCAGAGCGUGCAGCACGUGCAAAAUCUGAAAAACAAAGAGCCGAUUAUGCCAGAGAACUGGAGGAGAUCAGUGAACGACUAGAGGAAGCUGGUGGAGCAACAUCAGUCCAGAUUGAAAUGAACAAAAAACGGGAAGCAGAAUUCCUGAAACUGCGUCGGGAUCUUGAGGAGGCUACAUUGCAGCAUGAAGCCACAGCUGCUGCUCUUCGAAAGAAACAUGCUGACAGCGUUGCAGAGCUUGGAGAGCAAGUCGACAACCUGCAGCGUGUUAAGCAGAAACUGGAGAAGGAAAAGAGUGAAAUGAAGAUGGAAAUUGACGACUUAGCAAGUAACAUGGAAUCAGUUUCUAAAGCAAAGUCAAACUUUGAGAAGUUGUGCCAUGCUAUGGAAGAUCAGAUGAACGAAGCAAAAGCCAAGAGUGAAGAAAGCCAACGUUUGAUUAACGAUAUAAAUGUUCAAAGAGCUCGUCUUCAGACAGAAAAUGGAGAAUAUGCUCGUCAAAUAGAUGAGAAAGAUGCUCUGAUUUCUCAGCUUUCAAGAGGUAAACAAGCCUUUAUGCAGCAAAUUGAAGAUCUGAAAAGACAACUAGAAGAGGAAACUAAGGCAAAGAAUGCAUUAGCCCAUGGCUUGCAGUCUUCCCGCCAUGACUGCGACUUACUCCGAGAACAGUAUGAAGAAGAACAGGAAGCCAAGGCUGAAUUUCAGCGGUCACUCUCUAAGGCCAACAGUGAUGUUGCUCAGUGGAGAACAAAGUAUGAAACAGAUGCCAUUCAGAGGACAGAGGAACUUGAAGAAGCCAAGAAAAAGCUAGCACAGCGUCUACAGGAAGCAGAAGAACAGAUUGAGGCUGUAAAUUCCAAGUGUGCCUCACUGGAGAAGACAAAAGUGAGGCUGCAGAAUGAAGUAGAAGAUCUCAUGCUGGAUGUAGAAAGAUCAAACGCAGCAGCCGCAGCUCUGGACAAGAAGCAGAGGAACUUUGAUAAGAUUCUUGCAGAAUGGAAACAGAAGUAUGAAGAGGGUCAGGCAGAGCUGGAGGCAGCUUUGAAGGAGUCGCGUUCUAUUAGCACAGAACUCUUUAAAGUUAAGAAUGCUUAUGAAGAAUCUCUGGACCAGCUUGAAACUCUGAAAAGGGAGAACAAAAAUUUACAGCAGGAGAUUUCUGAUCUAACUGAACAGCUUGGGGAAUCUGGCAAGUGUAUUCAUGAGCUGGAAAAAGCCAAAAAACAGAUAGAACAAGAAAAGUCAGACAUUCAAAGUGCAUUGGAAGAAGCUGAGGCAUCUUUGGAACAUGAGGAGGCUAAAGUCCAACGAGUUCAGCUCGAGUUAAAUCAGGUGAAAUCAGAGAUUGACAGGAAGAUCGCUGAGAAAGAUGAGGAACUCGACCAGAUGAAGAGAAGCCAUCAGCGAGUUUUGGAGUCUAUGCAGAGUGCACUAGAAGCUGAGAUCAGGAGCAAAAACGAUGCCCUGAGGAUGAAGAAGAAAAUGGAAGGUGAUCUAAAUGAAAUGGAAAUUCAGUUAAGCCAUGCAAAUCGCCAGGCUGCAGAAGCACAGAAGCAGCUUCGAAAUGUGCAGGGUCAGCUCAAGGAUGCACAACUACAUUUAGAUGAUGCCCUUCGAAGUAAUGAGGAUCUGAAGGAGCAGGUUGCCAUGGUAGAGCGCAGAAGUAACCUCAUGCAGGCUGAGAUAGAGGAACUGAGAGCUGCAUUAGAACAGACAGAAAGAGCUCGGAAAGUGGCUGAACAGGAGCUCCUGGAUACUAGUGAACGAGCACAGCUUCUGCACUCUCAGAACACUAGCUUACUAGUCGCAAAGAAAAAGUUAGAAAGUGAUGUUUCUCACCUGCAAGGUGAAGUGGAUGAAGCUGUCCAAGAAGCAAGAAAUGCAGAAGAGAAAGCUAAGAAAGCCAUCACAGAUGCAGCCAUGAUGGCUGAAGAGUUGAAGAAGGAACAGGACACCAGUGCCCACUUAGAGAGGAUGAAAAAGAACAUGGACCAAACAAUUAAGGACCUGCAACAUCGCCUGGAUGAAGCAGAGCAGUUAGCAUUGAAGGGUGGAAAGAAACAGAUCCAGAAACUGGAAGCUCGAGUUCGUGAACUUGAAAAUGAACUUGAAACAGAACAGAAACGAGGUGCUGAAGCUAUAAAGGGGGUUCACAAAUAUGAACGAAAAGUAAAGGAGCUGACGUAUCAGACCGAGGAAGACAAGAAGAAUAUUCUGAGGUUGCAGGAUCUGGUGGAUAAACUGCAGCUCAAAGUGAAGGCCUACAAGAGGCAGUCUGAGGAAGUUGAGGAGCAAGCAAAUGCAAACCUCUCCAGAUUCCGUAAAGCUCAGCACGAUCUCGAGGAAGCAGAGGAGCGGGCUGACAUUGCUGAAUCCCAAGUCAACAAACUCAGGGCUAAGAGCCGGGACAUCGGUAUCAAGGUAGUAAUUGUUCAUUUUUGUCAUUUCUCUGUUUCAGAGAUGAACCCUAGCAUAUGUAUUUCUACAGUUUUCAUCUGUCAAGUGAAAUAUGAGACUUGA